UUUUUUAACGGGCAGGAACCGGAAAUAACGCGCCGUCGCAGCACCGGAAGUGGUCGGGGACUGGCCGACAGAAGCGCGCUAGGGGACAUGGCGUAUCCCGGGCACCCCGGCGGAGGCUACUACCAGAGCGGGUAUGGUGCUGCUCCUGGAGGACCAGUGUUUCCGGGGCAGACUCAAGAUCCUUUGUAUGGGUAUUUUGCUGCAGUAGCAGGACAGGAUGGACAAGUAGAUGCUGAUGAGCUGCAGAGAUGUCUGACCCAGUCUGGCAUUUCAGGAGGGUAUAAACCUUUCAACCUAGAGACGUGCAGGCUCAUGAUUUCCAUGCUGGAUAGGGAUAUGUCUGGUAAAAUGGGUUUCAACGAGUUUAAAGAUCUCUGGGCUGUCUUGAAUGGGUGGAGACAACACUUCAUAAAUUUUGACAGUGAUAGAAGUGGUACAGUUGAUCCACAAGAACUCCAGAAAGCCUUGACAACUAUGGGAUUUAGGUUGAGCCCACAGACAGUGUCUGCAGUUGCAAAACGAUACAGCACCAAUGGGAAGAUUACAUUUGAUGAUUACAUUGCUUGCUGUGUGAAACUCAGAGCUCUCACUGAUAGUUUUCGAAGAAGGGAUGCAGCCCAGCAGGGUGUUGUGAAUUUCCAGUAUGAUGAUUUCAUACAGUCUGUUAUGAGCAUCUAAUUGAAGAUGAAGGAAAAUGUGGACAAGCAUGAUUAACAUUCCACUUAAUGUUUUGCUUUGCACCUAAAGCUAUCAUGGCCAUGUAACUAAAAUUAUUGGUAUUUACUUAUUUUAUAAAGAUACUGCUUUAUAUGUAAUUUGUUUUGAUAAAUGCAGAUGAACCAGGAUUUCAAAAAUGAAAGAUCAUUCUUAAACCUUGUUUAAUUUUUUAAAUUUGCGUAUACUUGUAAAUCAACUUUUUAUGUAUAAUUUAAAUGAUUAAAACUUGACUUUCCAUGUGUGUUUACUUUCCCUUCUCAUGAGCUAUUAAAAACAUUCAUCAUAGA
Molecule: messenger RNA, 1004 nt
Organism: Pelodiscus sinensis (Chinese soft-shelled turtle)
Lineage: Eukaryota; Metazoa; Chordata; Testudines; Trionychidae
Gene: SRI
Product: sorcin
Molecular function (GO): calcium ion binding
Source: RefSeq, a predicted model, not a curated record